AUGGCCAAUGCAGAAGAACUGGUAAACGAGUAUGAAUCCCGCCUCCAAAGAAUUCGAUGGGAGAUUGACAACAAAGGGAGGACAGUGGGAAUUGAUAACAAAAUACCCACAAACAUUAUGGCGAAAUAUCACGAGCCAGACACCCCUUGUCUCACAGACAUUCAAACCACAUACUCCUCUGAAUGUUCAAACCCAAGACAUUCAGAUACCCAACAAGACUCUUAUCCCUCUUCUAAAAAUUCUACACCCACAGAAAAAAUCACAGCCAUUGACGUCCCCAAGAAACCAGAAGUGCAAUACAAGUUAAAUGACUGGAUUGACACACUGAUCAAGGCAAAAGGAGGUGACUCACGUUCACGAGCACCACGGCAACAGGAGGAGAACGAGAUCAGUAAGCUUCACUUCUUACCAACACAAGAAGAGGAGAACUUGGAGGAAGAAAUCAAUCUCCAAAACCUUCAACAUAUCCACAAAAAUUGGGAUUCAGAUGGGGAAGAUGACGACAAUAUACCAUCUUUCUACUCUGAGUCCAAACAAUUGACCUCAGACGACGACGAAUGGGAGUCAGAGGACUCAUUCGGGACGAACAAGUCUUAA
Molecule: messenger RNA, 597 nt
Organism: Desarmillaria tabescens
Lineage: Eukaryota; Fungi; Basidiomycota; Agaricomycetes; Agaricales; Physalacriaceae
Exons: 1
Coding region: 1-597 (198 amino acids)
Source: RefSeq, a predicted model, not a curated record